GCUGAACGUGUCCACUCGUCCCCCGGUGCCGUGUUCGAUUCCCCGGGUGGUGGUGAAGCACAGGAGGCGGGAGGAUGAGCACCGGAGCCGGACUCGACUACAGCGUGUGGGACCACAUCUACGUGUCCGAUGACGAGGACGCGGUCCACCCGUACGUGGACACACCGAGUCUCUUCCGGAUGAGACACCGGACGCGCUUGGAGAGAAUGGCUGAGUUUCAGCAGAAGGGGGAAGAUCUGGAGAACAACCUGGCUGAAUGCAAGAGGCUGUUCGAGGAAGCCCAGGGACGACUGAGAGAGCUGGAAGAAGGACGGAAGGAGGGAGAGGAGGAUGAGGAUGAGGAGAGGGAGGCCGAGCUGAAGAAGCUCCAGGCUGAGGCCAGAAAACUGAAGAAGGAUGAAAAGACGUUUGCGAACCUGUUGAAAGAACACCAGCGAGAGGAGAAGAAACUGCCCUGGAACGUGGACUCCAUCAGCAAAGACGGUUUCAGCAAAAGUAUUGUGAAUAUCCAGCCUGCAAACAAGCAGGAAACGGAUGCGGAAAAGGUGGAGAAGCAGAAAACCUUUGCGGAGAAGCACGUGGAGGAAAUCAAGCACUUUGGGAUGCUGCGGCGGUGGGACGACAGUCAGAAGUAUCUGUCAGACCACCCCCACCUGGUGUGUGAAGAGACGGCCAACAGCCUGGUCGGCGCCUGCAUCGACUUCGAGGUGGACGAGAAACAUGCACUGAUGGAGCAGGUGGCGCACCAGGCCAUCGUGAUGCAGUGUAUCUUGGAUUUGGCUCGGACCCUGAAGGUCGACCCCAGAGGCUGCUUCAGGCAGUUCUUCUCAAACAUCAAGACUGCAGACCAGACGUACCAGGAUGCAUUUCAACACGAGCUGGAGCUGCUGAAGGAGCGGGUGCGCAGCUGUGCACAGAUUCGUAUGGAGAGCGCCUUGGAGGAGGAAGAGCGGGAGGUGGAGGAGGAGGAGGAGGAGGAGGAGGAGGAAGAGGAGGAAGAGGAGGAGAGGCAGGAGAAGAGACUGGGCCCCGGGGGUUUAGACCCUGUAGAGGUCUACAAAUCGCUGCCUGAGGAAAUACAGAGGAGCUUUGAUGAGAAGAACAUCCAGAAGCUGCAGCAGGCGAUUAACAAACUGCACCCGGAGGAAGGAAAAUACCACCUGAAGAGAUGUAUUGACUCUGGAUUGUGGGUGCCAGAGUCAGGAGAGGGUGAUGAUGAGGAGGAUGAGGAUGAAGAGGAUGAGGACGAGAGCUAA
This is a messenger RNA of Limanda limanda (common dab), 1256 nucleotides long. RefSeq names its product hsp90 co-chaperone Cdc37-like. The coding region runs from base 75 to 1256 and encodes 393 amino acids. Gene Ontology annotation, molecular function: protein kinase binding; heat shock protein binding; protein-folding chaperone binding. The record is from RefSeq and is a predicted model, not a curated record. Gene Ontology annotation, biological process: protein folding; protein stabilization. NCBI's taxonomy places the organism in Eukaryota, Metazoa, Chordata, Actinopteri, Pleuronectiformes, Pleuronectidae. The transcript has 8 exons. Gene Ontology annotation, cellular component: cytoplasm.